Phaeodactylum tricornutum CCAP 1055/1 is the source of this 990-nucleotide messenger RNA. RefSeq lists its product with no specific name. Bases 1 to 990 code for a protein of 329 amino acids. The transcript has 4 exons. NCBI's taxonomy places the organism in Eukaryota, Bacillariophyta, Bacillariophyceae, Surirellales, Neidiaceae. The record is from RefSeq and is a predicted model, not a curated record.
AUGAAGCAAUAUUUGCUUGAACGAACAACAGCGUGGUUGACGACUUGGAGUCUCAUUCUGCUCGUGGCCGUUGCUCAAAAAGAUGUUCACCCUGACGUAGUUGCCGUUGUUGAUGUUGCCGGAGGUGUACAACCGACACCACUUUGGGCAAGCAGUUAUUCGGACGGCGAGAAUUGCUACUGCCUUCCUUCGUUGGAUAGCGCCUUUGGGAACUUUGUCGUAGAAACGCCAUUGGGGUGGCUGACGAUGCAGGAACUUUGUGACCUGCUAGGAACUGGACCAGGAAGACUAGGACAAUACCUUUACAAUGAUAUCCAAUGCGGUAACGGCCCCCCAAACGCUGACGAAAACGAAUUUCUUUGUCCGGGACGAACAGAUAUUGGGGAAACAGGCUGUGGUCAAAUAGGACCCAAAUGGAAUGUUGACAAUGCCUACCUUGCGGACGCCGGCCCCCCACGACUUCCAUUGUUGCCUGAGGACGUUCAACCGGAAACCGUUGCGGUGAUUGACGUUGUGGGUGGUGUGACGCUGAAUGGAAGAUUAAACACCUUUGGGAUGGAUGACGAUUCGGCAAGCUUACGCGGUACUUGGACCUGGGUCCCGGUAUGGAAGGAGGACCGGUGUACAAUGACAUACAGUGCGGGAGUGGACCACCUAAUAAUGCAGGAGAUGAGGAUGCCUGUCCUGGAAGAGCUGAUACCGUUGUUUCCUUGGACUUGUUGUGAUGAAAUGCCUCACCAUGAUGCUUCUCCCUUGUACAAUACACAGCUUGGACCAGAAGGUUAUGGUCAGAUUGGUCCCCGUUGGAAUUUUGAUGUCACCAAAUCUUUACCGCCAGGUAGCGCUCCCAUGGCUCUUCCCUCUUCUUUAGCAGCCGUAGCAGUGUUGGUCCCAAUGCUACCGGGCGUAGGAGUGAUCACCGGACUUUUGUUCUGUGUUUUGAACUGGCAUAUUUUUGAUCUCGUCCGGUGUCACCAGGGCGUCUGGUGA